Messenger RNA from Rubroshorea leprosula, 1510 nucleotides. NCBI's taxonomy places the organism in Eukaryota, Viridiplantae, Streptophyta, Magnoliopsida, Malvales, Dipterocarpaceae. The record is from the annotation of a GenBank genome assembly.
AACAAUUGCUUUCUUACUUGCUCAAUAGGUUCUAUCUACUUUGUGGAGAAAUAUAGUGGCACUAGGAAUUGAGGGGGGUAAAGGGUCAUGGAUGUUUAGAAAUGGCUUCUGUUGGAAGCUGGAAAUAGGAGACAAAAUUAAAUUCUAGAGGGACAAGUGGGUAGGAACUGAAUCUCUAAGUGUAUCCUUUCCUAGACUCUUUAAUUUGGCAUCUAAUAGGAAUGCAACUAUUAUGGAAAUGGGACACUACUCUAAUGGCUCUUGGAGUUGGGAAUAUAUUUGGAGAUGUGAACCAUUUGGCAAGGAAAGGAAUGAAGAACAAAGACGAGGUGAACAGGCGUAAUGUUCAAAUGCAAAGGAGAGGAAGCAUCUAUCCAGAGGCGAUGAGAGUCAAAGGACGCAGCUAUGCAGAUGCGGUGACCGGUCAUAACGGAAGGAAUGCAAGGAUGCAGAUGAAUGAAACUAACAGGGGAGUAAAGCAAAUCUGGAAGGCCAAAACUUCAGAACAAAAUUGGACAGGAUUGGAGUUUAAUCCCAAGCAUGAAAACUGGAAGUGGCUUGAAGGGUGCUAUGUAGGAACGGCAAGAUCGGUGGAGAUAGUACCGGUUAUACAAGAACGUUUGUAUAUGGAAGGGUUGUUUUCUGUUAAAGUUAGAGCCAUGGGGGGGAGAAUGGUGUUACUAGAUGGAGAGGACAAAGAAGAGCUUAAGGAUUUGAUGGAAUCUGCAGCGGAAUGGCUCAGUCAAUGGUUCGAUGAAAUCCUUCCUUGGACCUCCACAAUGGUGGCUAGUGAUCGGUUUGUAUGGCUAAAAAUAAUGGGGGUUCCGUUAAAAGCAUGGGGAGAUAAUUUUUUCUCCACUAUUGCAAAUUUGUGGGGGAAAUUCAUUUCUCUUGAUGAUAGCACCAGAUUUAAGAAAAGGUUUGAUGUGGCAAGAGUGCUCAUUUCAACCACUCAGUUGAGCAUUAUUUCCAGGUUAUUGAGAAUUAAAGUGGAUGGCCAAUUCUACAACAUUAUGUGUAGAGAGGAGGAAGGGAGCAAUGGUUACUUUAAUAUUAAAACAGAUUACAAUCUGGAUUUUCAGUCUAAUUCGAAUAAUGAGGAUCUUGAGCUAUGGUCCACUGAUCAUUACUCUGGAGAAGAGUUUGAUGAUGAUAGCCAUGUUUUCCGGCGAUCAAGUCAAUCGAAUUGGUCUGAAGAGGAUGAUGGGGAAGAAGAUGUUGACAUGGCACUUGGAAAAGUCCAAGAAAUUCAAAAAAUUCAAAUUGUUGAUGAGACUUCUGCUGAGUGCAUUAAUGAGGUAGGAGGCGGAAGUGGAGAAAGUGGUAGUUCCAAGGAACUUAGCAUGGUGGAGGAGACACUAGGGGUUGAAACAGAAAAUUUAUUACCGCCACAGUGUCAUCAUGAGGAUUUGGUUGGUGUGGGGUCAGCCCGUUUCAAAUGGGAUAAGAAAAGUAAUGGAAAAUGGGUCAAAAACCCAUGAUGGUCAUCUAUCCCUCGGCCUGAACAAAG